GAGAAACCUUCUAAAUGCACUCUAUGUGGGAAAGCCUUCCCGUAUACCACUGUUCUCAUACGGCAUAAAAGAACACACACUGGAGAGAAACCUUACGAAUGUAACCAGUGUGGUAAAGCCUUUGCACAAAACAGUCAUCUCAUAAGCCAUAAAAGAACACACACUGGAGAGAAACCUUAUGAAUAUAACCAGUGUGGUAAAGCCUUUGCAAAUAACAGUACUCUCUUAAGCCAUAAAAGAACACACACUGGAGAGAAACCUUAUGAAUGUAACCAGUGUGGUAAAGCCUUUGCACAAAAGAGUACUCUCUUAAGCCAUAAAAGAAAACACACUGGAGAGAAACCUUAUGAAUGUUACCAGUGUGGUAAAGCCUUUGCAGAAAACAGUCAUCUGGUAAGGCAUAAAAGAACACACACUGGAGAGAAACCUUACGAAUGUAACCAGUGUGGUAAAGCCUUUGCACAAAACAGUCAUCUCUUAAGCCAUAAAAGAACACACACUGGAGAGAAAACUUAUGAAUGUAACCAGUGUGGUAAAGCCUUUGCACAAAACAGUGCUCUCAUAAGCCAUAAAAGAACACACACU
Messenger RNA from Meriones unguiculatus (Mongolian gerbil), 585 nucleotides. Its product is annotated as zinc finger protein 120-like. Lineage: Eukaryota; Metazoa; Chordata; Mammalia; Rodentia; Muridae. Gene Ontology annotation, biological process: regulation of transcription by RNA polymerase II. The transcript has a single exon. The record is from RefSeq and is a predicted model, not a curated record. Gene Ontology annotation, molecular function: RNA polymerase II cis-regulatory region sequence-specific DNA binding; DNA-binding transcription factor activity, RNA polymerase II-specific. The annotation marks the transcript as partial.